Physella acuta is the source of this 3471-nucleotide messenger RNA. RefSeq lists its product as uncharacterized. The record is from RefSeq and is a predicted model, not a curated record. Lineage: Eukaryota; Metazoa; Mollusca; Gastropoda; Physidae.
GCGCGGUGUACAUUUAAGCAGUGAAAGCUAGUUGUGCUAACAAUCUUUGUGAGACGAAAAAUGUGUCUUGCUUAAAGAAAAACAUGUCUCUGAGGAUGGAACCAGGACAAAUUUACAACACGUGGGCUGAGUUCAAAGAAGCUCUAGAUGCUCAUUGUAAAGAAAACAAAGUUAUAUUCAACAUAAGUAAUGCAAAGACUGUUGAACAAGCUAACAAUUUUCUCAAGAAAAAGCCAUACUUUGAUAUCCACUUAAAAUAUGCUUCAAUCAUUCUAAUCUGUAAACAUUAUGGGUCAUACAAAAGCUUGAGCUCAGGUCUAAGGCCAAAACAAAGGAGUUACAAGAUCAACUGCAAAGCUUACAUAAGUGUUAGUGCUUGCCGCAAAGAAAAUUAUCUCAUUAUCAGAGACUCGUAUCAUAUUCAUAGUCACCCAUGCACAGAAGAGAUAUAUAAUUCUUAUCCAGAAGUCAGAAGGAUGACUAGAGAAGAAAGAAAGAUGGUAGGGACUCUGAUGGAAAUGGGUGUUCCUACUUAUCAAAUCAAAAAUGCAGUGGGACAACAUGUGACACUUAAAGAUCUACAAAAUGCAAAAACUCACAUAAAAGCUGUCAAGAUGGGGCUAAAGAGUGAUGAGCCCAAGACAGGCCCCAGAAAAAGAAAAACAUUUAAAGAGUUGCAAGAAGAGAGAAGAGAGGCCCGUCAUGCUGCUGGGGAAAUAGUGUCAGACACUGACGAGGAGGGGAGAGAGCAGGACAGCAGCUCAUCUCAGAACACUUCAUCCCUCUCUAAGUUUGACCACAGCACAGAUGGGGCAACAUCCAGAUAUGGAGACAAUGCCAACUACACUGUUACCAUUGGAGAUAUUGAACAGUUGGGAGUUGCUGGUGAUCCAAUGGGCUUGACAGAUAGCAUCAAGUAUGAGAAGGAUACUAAUGGCACAGACAUAGGGGGUUUGUCUGGUCUCUUGGCUGCUGCUGGUCUCAGCUCUGACUCUGUCGUCCUGACAGUAAACAACCAGGGUCAAGUUGAAGGUCUGGACACAGGGGAAGAUGGGGUGAAAAACUCGUACACUGUAACUGUGUCCUUACCAGAAGGGGAUGUCACCCAGACAGGUACUAACCUCCAGGAGCUUCUUAAAGGCUUGCCACUUGGUAAAAUCAUAUCCAAGUCUUCAUCCCCUUGCCCAUCACCAGCCAAAAUAAAAACGGAAGAUUUCUCAGCUACAGACAUAAAAUCCUGUUUGAAGUGUGGAGGUUACAUCUCUCCUUUAGAUGGUCACAGUGAAUGUCUCAACUGCCUUGGUCCUGAGCACAUACAUGACCUGAACUGUGAGCAUUGUAAAGCAAUGACUGUAGAACAGUUUAACAUCAGGCGGAAAAAGAUGGUUGCUUUGAGAAUGAAAGCGUUGAAAGAACUGAGGCGUAAGAGAAGGCAAGAUUAUGACCAACUGGAUGAAAAUGCUGAUUCCGACUCUGAUUAUUCCCCAACUAUGCGGAAGAGCAAGAGAGUGAGGAAACCAAAGAACUUUGGUCCUGACAUUGCCGUAGAAAGUCCUUUUGUCAUGUGCAGUCCCAAGUACUCCAAGCAUCAAACUGCUAAAUUAGGCUUGGAUGAAGAAAAGCCAUUUUCUGACAUUGUGCCUAAGUGUGAGCCUCCAGAUGAGUACGGCUCCAGCUGCUCCUAUGAUAACCUUGACCCUCUGGAUCAGAAAGAUUUAAAAUUUGUCCAGCAAAACACCCAGAGGUUCGAACACAUUCUCUCCCAAACCACUGUGUUUGAUGAUGUCAAGCUGGUCACUAGUGACAGCGAGUCUUCUUGCUUUACCCCAGAAGCUGCCACCUGGGCAGAGCUCCAAAAACUUUCUACCCUAACAGACUUGCCAGCUGUCCCCCACACCAUGAACGGCAAGUAUGCACUGCACCCCAAGUUUGAGUCAACAUUUUGUUCAGACCCCCAACCCCUGGUUGGAAUUUCUGACCCAGGCGUUGAAACCAUGGCAUCUGGAUUGUUCAAGUUGGCCAAAAAUGCUGCUGCUCAAAUACGAGUGUCAGUCUAUGAUAAGCUCUUCACUCGUCUGGGUGUUGGCAUGGCUGAUGAAGCUCUUUCAAUCUUAAGUGAGCUGUACAGUAAAGUGACAGAAGUGACUGAAAUUUCUCAAGAAGAUUUAACCAGCAACCUUCAAACAGCACUGGAUACAAUUCAAGCUUUGAAGGAUGUCUUAGAAGAAUUAGGUAUCAUGUCCAAAGAUGCUAUUUCCACCGCCUCGCACCAGAGAACCAUCUCUGUUCAUUCGUUGGCCGCUGCUAAAAAAUGCCUGAAGCUGCAUCAAGCCAGAGGUGAAGAGGUCACCCCCAGACGCAGCAAAUUUUUACCAUUUGCGAAAGCCAACCUAAAAGAUGGUUCUGGUGAAUUGGUUCCCAGUGCAGCACCCAGCUACACCACAAGCACUAUGUUAUCUAGCCAGCCAUCAUCUCCCACUUACAGUUUUAAGCAGUUGGCAGUAAAUAAUGGUACCUCGCAAAAUGAUACAAGCAUUGCAGGUUUGCCAUUAUCUAUUGCCUCGUCCCAGGAUAACAUAGAUGCCAGUUCUGUUACUUCUACUUCUUUUAUUAUGUCGACUAAAGAAUUCAGUGUAGCACCUCUAUCUAGCGAACUGCUGCAAAGCCUUAGUAACAAUAAAGAUGGAAUUAUUGAGCUUCAUGUGAUGAAAGAUGGGGAUGAGCUUUUAGAUACAGAAGAAGCCACCAUAGAAGAAGUUAUACAAACAGAAUAGUACAGCCUACAAUUGUAGAGUGUUUUUUUGUUUUGUAGGUUUUUUCCCAUUGUUUCUUGUUUCACCACCUAUAAAAUAUGUCAUUUACAAUUGUAUAAUUCGGGUUUAUUUUUGACAACCCACAAAUUGUUAGUCACCAAAGAAUUUUCUAAAUUUCUGAUUUUGUGUAGGAUAUCAGCAAGAUUAAAAUUAUAUUAGAUCAAUGGAUUUAAUAGAUCAUGCUUUUAGAAAACUAUUGAUCUGCCAAAAGUAUUUUGUUAAACAGCAUGUUUUAAUAGUCAUAUGCAGGGUUUUUUCUGUAAAAUGUUACAGCUGUUGGAUUUGUUGCAAUGUUAAAGCUGUUGAAUUUGUUGCAAUAUUCUUGUACAAUGUGUCAAAUAUUUUAUACAGUUCAAUUUGAAAUUACCAGCAGUGCAUAUUGUUUGACUCAGUUUGAGUGUUUAGAUAAGAUCAAGAAUUAAAUGAAAGGUUGUUUAUAUCUGAGAGGUCAGAUAUUUAGGCCUUUAUCACUGUCAAAAUUCAUUGAAAUAUUAUCCUAUUACAAUCACAUUAAAUUCAGUUUGCUUACAAGUCAGUUUCUUGCUGAUAUAUUUAUAUAAAGAAAAAAAUAAUUCCCAGAUUUUGUUUCAAUUUUUUAUUUUUUUUAAUGGUAUAUAGAGCUAUACUGUGUAAACAGUAAAAACAAAUAAAAUACCAA